UUUCACACACUCGACCAUAAUGAAAAAAAAAUUAUAAAAAAGACACCCUGAUCAUAUUUUAACCAUUGAUCUUAAAAAAAAAUCCUAUAUUUUCGGCGAUACUUUGUAUAUCGAUUCGAAUUCUUUUUAAAUGUUAUUUCCGUUGGGAAGUGUGACAAAAAUAACAAAACAACGCAUAUGAUAGAUAUAAGUAAAACGUUGGGAAACUAAAGUAAACAGAUAAAUGUCAAAUGCAAUUAUAAAACGCAACAUAACCGCAAAGACAAAAUAAUCAUUUUUUAUAGUAAAACGUAACUGAUGAAAGCACAAUGGAUAAAAUUUUAAUAAAUUCAUUGAUAAUAAGCCGGCGUCUAGUACGUAAACCAUUAACAACGUACCGAUAUCCAAAAAUCCUGAUAAAUUCUACCUUACAUACGUAUGCACGCAGUAACACUUGUAUGCUAAAAUCAUGCCUGCUUUCUCCUACAAAACAAUUUGGUGUUAUCGAUACGCAGAAACGUAAUAUGUUCAUUCAAACUCAAGACACACCGAAUCCUAAUAGUUUAAAGUUUCUGCCUGGAGUUAAUUUACUCGAACAAGGUCAAACAAAGGAUUUCCCUAAUGCCACGGAAGCAUAUUGUUCACCGCUUGCAAAAAUGUUGUUCCGAGUCGAAGGAGUAAAAUCUGUAUUCUUUGGGUUUGAUUUUAUUACAAUUACAAAAGUGGACGAGGACGUUGAAUGGAAAUUAUUAAAGCCAGAAAUAUUUGCAGUUAUUAUGGAUUUUUUUGCGAGUGGUUUGCCAGUUUUAAACGAAAAUCAACCUGCAGCAGAUACUCAAGUCAGCGAGGAUGAUGAUGAAAUAGUGCAAAUGAUAAAGGAACUGUUAGAUACUCGUAUACGACCAACAGUUCAAGAAGAUGGAGGUGAUAUUGUAUUCGUGGGUUUUGAAGAGGGCAUAGUAAAGUUAAAAAUGCAAGGUUCUUGCACAAGCUGUCCAAGCUCUGUGGUUACUUUAAGGAACGGAGUUCAAAAUAUGAUGCAGUUUUAUAUUCCAGAGGUUCUCGGAGUGAUUCAAGUAGAAGAUGAAACUGAUCAUAUAGCAAAAAGAGAAUUUGAAAAGUUUGAAGAAAAAAUUGUGAAGUCUGAACACGACAAGAAAGAAUAGAUCUUUCAAUCGUAGUCUAGUGAUUGUAUAAAAGUUUCAUGUAAAUAAAUAAAU
Molecule: messenger RNA, 1199 nt
Organism: Colletes gigas
Lineage: Eukaryota; Metazoa; Arthropoda; Insecta; Hymenoptera; Colletidae
Product: NFU1 iron-sulfur cluster scaffold homolog, mitochondrial-like
Exons: 4
Coding region: 309-1145 (278 amino acids)
Biological process (GO): iron-sulfur cluster assembly
Cellular component (GO): mitochondrion
Molecular function (GO): iron ion binding; iron-sulfur cluster binding
Source: RefSeq, a predicted model, not a curated record